ACCUCUUGCUUCUUCUUCACAUCCCCCAUUUCUUCUCCUCUCUGUCUCUCUCUAUUAUAGACUCUCUCUACUCUACCCAUCAAUUCCAACAAACACUACUUUUUAUCUCUCUUUUCUCUCUCUGUCGUCUCUCUCUUUGUCAUAUCCAUUACGCAUAUUCAUAUCAUUCCAAAGCAAUCCCCACAAAUCAUAUCAUCCUCUCUCCAUCUUUCCUUGCUUCUUACAGUCUCUCCAAAUCUCUCUAUCUCUCUCUGUAUAAGCUUCUUCAAAAAGGCUCCACCAGUCCAAAAUGAUGAUGAGGAAACCGGACGUUACUACGAUCAGAGACAAGGGCAAGCCAAAUCAUGCAUGUGGUGGUAAUAACAACAAACCGAAGCUAAGAAAAGGACUUUGGUCGCCUGAUGAAGACGAGAAGCUAAUAAGAUACAUGUUGACCAAUGGACAAGGAUGUUGGAGUGACAUCGCUAGAAAUGCUGGUCUUUUACGCUGUGGCAAAAGUUGUCGCCUUCGCUGGAUCAAUUACUUGAGGCCUGAUCUUAAACGCGGCUCUUUUUCUCCUCAAGAAGAGGAUCUCAUCUUCCAUUUGCAUUCCAUUCUUGGUAACAGGUGGUCUCAAAUAGCUACUCGGCUUCCAGGUAGGACAGACAACGAGAUCAAAAACUUUUGGAACUCGACAUUGAAGAAGAGGCUGAAGAACAACAGCAACAACAAUACUUCACCAGGAUCAUCACCUAACAAUAGUAAUAGUAAUUCCUUGGACCCAAGAGAUCAACAACAUGUAGACAUGGGAGGCAACUCAACGUCAAUGAUGGAUGUAUAUCACCAUGAUGAAAACAUGAUGAUUGUGGGGAACACCAUGAGUAUGGACUCUUCUUCCUCAUUUAAUUUUGCACCAAUGGUUAAUAGUGUGGGCUUAAACCAGCUUGAUGAUCCCUUGAUGAUAUCAGUACCGGAUAACAGAUAUCACCAAAUGGGAAACACAGGGAAUGUGUUCAACGUUAAUGGUUUAGGAGAUUAUGGAAACACAAUUCUUGAUCCAACUAGCAAGAGAGUAUCAGUAGAAGGUGAUUGGUUUCUUCCCCCCUCGGAGAAUACCAAUGGCAUUGCUUGUAGUACAAGCAACAACUUAAACUUACAAGUCCUUGAUCCUUGCUUCAAUAGCAAAAAUCUUUGUCACUCAGAAAGCUUAGGAAAUAUGUUGGAGAUGGAGGAUGGUUCAUGGGAAAUAGAAAACCCUAAAAUCGGAGAUUGGGAUUUAGAUGGUCUCAUUGAUAACAACUCUUCUUUUCCCUUCCUUGAUUUCCAAGUCGAUUGACAAUAUCUCUCUCUCUUCCUCAUUCCUCACUCCUCAUUCAUUCUUAUAUACUUAUUUUUUUCAUCACUCAGUUGUCAACCUUACCAUUUAUACACAUACAUCUUCACGGACCGGAUACUGGAGCUACGUACUCUCCCCUACCCAGAGUGCCCCUACCCCGGAUCACGACCAUGAAGUUGAUCCACUCUAUUCUAUAAGAGUCUCAUUUUAUUUUAUUUUUGGAAAAAGUCUUCUUUCAAUCAGAAUUGGUCUAUUUUCUUCUUGUCCCUUUAUUUUCCCAUCAUAUGUCUAUUAUUCACAAUAAUAUUGUUCAUGGAAACGAGAGAGAUAUGCAUAGUUUAUAUCUAUAGGUGGAGGAACCAAUCACCAUGCAUGGUUCCAUUAGUACAUGGAAAUGUGAAUAGAAAGGUUCAUUGAGAUUUUAUUUGCUGAGGAAGUACUUAAAUAAUGGCCCACACAGCCAGUGAGGUGAUUAGUUGGUUCAUUUGUAUAGUUUUCUCUUUCUUUCCAAAUUCUUUGUUGUACAAAUCUGAGUUUGAUGUGUAAAACACGGUUUCGUAAUAAGAAAGCAUUAUCUUAA
Molecule: messenger RNA, 1895 nt
Organism: Camelina sativa (false flax)
Lineage: Eukaryota; Viridiplantae; Streptophyta; Magnoliopsida; Brassicales; Brassicaceae
Product: transcription factor MYB83
Source: RefSeq, a predicted model, not a curated record